UGUUUUUAUUUUGAUAACAUAAGUUUCAAUCCAACUAAUUUACGUAAAUAUCAAUUAAAAAUUUUUUCAGAAAAUGCAUAUGACACUAUUUUAAAAAUAUAAAUGACGUGCAACUUUAAAUUAACAAGUAUUUAAACAGUAAAUUGUAAAAAAUUUGUCAAUGGCUUCUGACAUUCGAAUUCAAGUUGAAGGUUUUGGAUUUUUACCUACAAAGCUUUAUAAAUUAGGAAAUUCACCUAAAAUUGUACAAAGAAAUGACGUCUAAUUUUUGGAGAUUUAUAUUUGUUGCAAUUUUCCUGAGUUCUUGUGUACAAGCUAAUUCACAAUUAGGAACAAAUAAUUGCAUCAGUAGACAAACAUGUCAUGAAUGCAUUCAAACGGAACUUUGUGCUUGGUGCAUGCAACCUGACUUAACAGAACGUCGUUGUUUUUAUGCACCCGGUACAGAUGCAUCGAAAUUUUGUGAAGAAAAAUAUGUUUUUUAUCCAUCGAAUGUAUUUAGUAUUGUACAAAAUCGAAAUUUAAGCUCGGAAAUGCAAUCGGAAUCAAGUGGAUUACAAUCGACACGUUUUAAUGCCAAUGAUGGAAAACAAGAGGCAGUGCAAAUUGCUCCACAGGAAGUUAACGUGAAAGUGAGAAUAAAUCAAGCACAAAGAAUUAGAUUUUCAUUUUCUCAAGCUGAAGAUUAUCCAGUUGAUCUUUAUUAUCUUAUGGAUUUGAGUAAAUCAAUGGAAGAUGAUAAGAAAAAAUUGUCUGAUUUGGGUGAAUUGCUUGUUAAAGAAAUGAGUAGUCUUACUAGUAAAUUUCGACUUGGUUUUGGAAGUUUUGUUGAUAAAGUUGUAAUGCCUUACGUUAGUGUUGUACCACAAAUGCUUUUGCAACCAUGUAAAGCAUGUGCUGCUCCAUAUGGUUAUAAACACAUUAUGAGACUUUCACAGGACACUAGUCUUUUCGCAGAUUUGGUGAGAAAUGCUUCAGUUUCUGGUAAUUUAGAUGCCCCGGAAGGUGGAUUUGAUGCAAUUAUGCAAGCAAUUGUUUGUAAAGAUGAGAUUGGAUGGCGUGAUAAAGCACGUCGUUUAUUGGUAUUUUCAACGGACGCGAGUUUUCAUUAUGCCGGUGAUGGUAAACUUGGUGGUAUUGUUAAGCCAAAUGAUGGUAUGUGUCAUUUAGAUUCCUCUGGUCUUUAUACACAUUCGUCAUUACAAGAUUAUCCCAGUAUCUCACAAAUAAAUCAAAAGGUCAAACAAAAUGCAAUAAAUAUUAUAUGGGCAAUUACUCAAGGUGAAAUGAGUAUUUAUUCAAGACUUUGUUCACACAUUGAAGGAUCAUCGGCUGGUGAAUUGUCCAAUGAUUCAAGUAAUAUUGUUGAAUUAAUUAAAAAUCAAUAUAAUCAAAUACGAAGCACAGUGGAAAUAAGAGAUACAAUUAGCAGUGAUGCAGUGAAAAUUAAAUAUUUAUCACAAUGUUUAAAUGGUAAUAAAAAUAUACAACCAAUUGAAACAACAAAAUGUGAUAAAUUAAAGAAAGGCGAUAAAGUUGAAUUUAUCGCUGAUAUUACAGUUACACAUUGUCCAAAUAAUCGAUCUGAAUGGAAUCAAACAUUUACAAUUUAUCCGGUGGGCAUUAAUGAGGCAUUAAGAAUUAAUUUAGAAAUGAUUUGUGAAUGUGAUUGUGAACGACCAGAGGAUGAUUCUUAUAAAGAAAAUUCAUCUAAAUGUAAUAAUAAUGGAACAUACAAGUGCGGUGUUUGUGAUUGUAAUCCAGGAAGUUUUGGUAAAAAAUGUGAAUGCAAUAAUACUGCAAAUGAUCAUUAUAAAAAUUUCCAAAAUUGCCGACGUGAUAAUUCAUCAUUGGUGGAUUGUUCCGGUAGAGGAGAAUGCACAUGUGGUGUUUGUGAAUGUUAUCCACCUAGUGGUGAAAAUUUGAAAAUAUGGGGCGAUUAUUGUGAAUGUGAUAAUUUCUCCUGUGAUCGUCGUGAUAAUAAAUAUUGUUCCGGUAAUGGAGAAUGUGGCUGCGAUGGAUUUUGUAAAUGUAAAUCUGGAUGGAUUGGCAAAGCCUGUGAAUGUAAAUCAUCAAAUGACACAUGUAUACAACCAGGAACAAAUUUAGAAUGUUCAGGAAAAGGAAAUUGUGUUUGUGGACAAUGUGAAUGUCUUAUUGAAAAUGGUGUAAGAUAUUCAGGUUCAUAUUGUCAAAAAUGUGCAACAUGUAAGGAUCGUUGUGAGGAAUUAACGCCAUGCGUUAUGUGUCAAUUGGAAAAUAUUGGCAAUGUCACAAUAAAAGAAUGUCCAGCUAAUUGUACAGAAAUUCCAAUAGAAUAUGUUGAUGCAAUUGAUAAAACUUUAGUAAUGGAAGAUGAAAUUGUUUGCAAAUAUAAAGGCGAAGACGAUUGCAAUUAUCUUUUUAUGUAUUAUUAUAAUGAUACAAAACUUGUAAUUGAAGCACAAAAACAAAAAGAAUGCCCACCAAAAAUUUAUUUACUUGGCAUUGUUAUGGCAGUUAUUGCAGGAAUUGUAAUGAUGGGUCUUACAAUUUUAUUUAUAUGGAAAUUAUUGACAACUAUUCACGAUAGACGAGAAUUUGCUAAAUUUGAAAAAGAAAGAAUGAUGGCUAAAUGGGAUACGGGAGAAAAUCCAAUUUACAAGCAAGCUACCUCAACAUUCAAAAAUCCCACCUAUGCCGGAAAAUCUUAAGAUGCUUACAAAAAAUAGAAUCGACAUUUUUUUUUUUUUUUUUUCUUUCAAUUGAUUUUCAUGUUUCGAAGAAAUGAAAUGAUUUUAAAAGCCAUUGAUUCAGUAUUUGACUUCUAAACGCUGAAGAUAAAAAGGUAUAUUAUUUUUAUAAUUUAUUUAUCGUUUUAAAUAAUAAUUUGACAGAUGGAAUGUUGCUGAAAUAUAUAUAUUGUAUACAUAUAAAUAUAUAUAAAGGACAAUGAUUGGAAAGUGCAACGCAAGUGCGUUAUAUGAGACUGAAUCAUUCCAAAGGAUAAUGCACAAUGAUGUAAUGUCUUUCAAUUUGUCGUUUAUUGUUGCCAUUUAUAAGUGUGCCAAAUUAUGGUUUCACUAAAUUUCACAUUGACAAAUUGAGGCUUGAAUGACAAUACUAAAUUGUUAAUUUGAUGUCAUGUGCAAAUUUUCAGAAAAGAACGAGAGAUUUUCGUAAACAGGAUUUUAGUUUUUUUUUUCUAAAGUAAUUUACGAUACAUAAUGCAUUUUUUUUAGAUAAGUGAUUCGUCGUGCAAUCAUGCGAAUUUAGGGGCAUCUAAAGAUUUUUAGUAUAUAUUUAUUAAUUAUCGAUUAAUACUGCCAUAAUUUUUAGAUUAUAAAAUGUUUUCAUUUUGCAUGUUAUAAUUUUUUUUUUUUUUUUUUGCUUUUUAGACUCGAAUGAACAGUUUAUAUGUAUUAUAAAUAAAAGUGCUAAAAAAUCGCGUUAACAAUACUAAAUAUUAGUUAUAUUUAGAUCUUUAUUUAAAUAGAGAUAUAUUAUAUAUUAAUAGUAAAUUAGAGUGAAAUAGAAUGAAACUUAUUAAAGAAAAAGUGCCUUUAACGAAUUAGAUUUUUGCCAACGUAAUAAUAGUAAUUUUUUUUUUAAUUAAUUUUUCAGAAAAUCGUAUAGGAAAACUUUUUUUUUAUAAACAUAUAUUAUUAUAGGCACUAUAUCAAUAUUCUCUUGUCUUCUAUUAUUCAAUUAAUGCCAAAUUUAUAUUAGACAAAUCUUCCAAAAAGUCAUAAUCUUGCGAGAAUUUUUAUCUACUUGUUAUAAAAAGAAAAAAAAGAAUCUACAAAAUAGAAAAACUAAUUGUAAGUCACAGUCGUUUUCAAUUUUUAAGAAGCGUUUCAUUAAUAAUUAAAUGAAAAAAAAAAGAUUUAAUUAUCUCUAGAGAAUAUUUGAAAACAUUUGUAUUUAAAUAGAAAAAAAAACAUAGAUAUAUUUAUACACUUAUAUUCUAAAAUGUUUACAAGAAAAAAAAAAAAAAAAUUCUUUAUAUAUAUAUUGGUGCAUACAAAGCACAAAGUACUUACACAAUCUAACAAACAUUUUCGAGUAAAACUUGUUUUAUAAUAUUAAAAAUACAGUUUUACGAAAUCUUACUUUCAAAAGGCAGUGAUACGAGAGUGGCGUGUAAUUUGAAUUUUAAUGCAGGAUAUUUGUGUUACUAAAAUUUUUAAAAAUGACAAAACGUGUAAUUAAUUUUUAUAUUUCUUUUUAGAAUAAUUUUAAAAAUUUUUUGAUUCUUAUAAAUUAUUUUAUAGAAAAUUUUUUAUAUAUUUUAUCCGUUCUUCCAAUUUAUUUGCUAAACGCUGCUCUUUUAUAAAAAAAAAAAAAUCUUCUUAAAUAGCAAGUAAAAUUAUAUAAGUACGUUUAUUGUAAAAUUUUAAUACGAAAAAUAUAUUGUUUUCGUAGUCGAUUAUUAAUUAUUCACGCAAAUAUGUUAUUGACGAGCUUAUUUUGAAAAAGUAAUCGUGAAUAUUCAAAGUUUCAAAUUCACUUUUUAUAUUAAAACACAUGUUUUAUUGAGUGAAUAUUCAAUUAGAAAUUAAUGAACAUUCGUAUGAUUGACAAACUUUGGCAACUUGUAUAAUUUAUAAAAAAAAAAAAUAAUUUUACUCUUAUUUUUAAUAUUUAAGAUAUAUUAUGUACUACGAAUUAUUGUGCAGCUAAUCUUCAUAAAUAUUUCGAAAAAAAAGGAGGCUAUAGAAAAAAUAGUGAUUUUACGAUCGAAACACAUGAACAAUAUUAAUUAUUCAUUUUUACCGCAAUUGAAAUUAAAUGUAAUGCCUGUUUUCACUUGUUGAGGUCUACGCAUUUUUUUCUAAAAAAAAACUGUUUUAAACUUUACAGUAUAAAAAAAAAGUUAUCGAUAGAAUUUUUAAAUUCUAAAAUUAAUGGAAAUUAUAAUAAUACUCGAUAUAUAUUUUUUAUCGAAACUUUUUUAAAAAAAAAAAUGUAUAUCUGUAACAUGCAAGUAAUUAUAAUUUUCCCCAAGACCUAAUAAAUGUGAAUCUCGCAAUUACUUUUUUCAAUUUAUACUUUUAUACAGCAUUGUUAAAAUAUUUAGAUUUAAUUAUUCAACAUACUAUAAAUUUUAAUAAUUAUAAAAAUUGUCGUCGCUUUUUAACAUUUAUAAUAUAAUUAUGUAUGAUCUGUUUACAAGUGAAAAAUAUACUGUAAUUUAAUGUGAAAGAAAGAAAAUUAUAUCAACCAAUUUAGUUAUUUAAUAAUUCUUCUCUUUAUUCUUAAAAAAUUAAAUUAUAUUAAUUUAAAUUAUUUAUUUUUUACAAAAUUAUCCGUUAAUUUUUGAUAAUUUUAUUGUUAAUUUUUUUUUAAAUUCAAAUAUUUUUGUUUGAAUUUGAAUAUUUAAAAAAAGGGUGGGAAAAUAUUGAGUGAUAACAGUGGGGGGUGUAAAUUCUUCAAGGACAUUGGGUAUAGAGGGCGAAUUCAACAAAAUUGAUUCGGGCAAUUAUUCUUGACAAAGGAUCCAAUAGCCAUAGGCGAUUUAUAAGCAGAGCGGAAAGAAAAUAAAAUGUAUAAAAGUGGUGGGGUCACCACAUGGUUCCUUAAUCUCAAAUAUUACUGUCAUUGGAGAAGAAACAGUAAACAUUGUCAUUUUUAAAGUCGUAGUAAACAUUAUAAUACGCAGUUUACUAUUGAAGUAAGUUUAUUUGUAAAUACGUCACGUGUCGAGGAGUCGUGCGAUCGCACUAUUUUAAUACGUCAGUGGUGCUGUUCGUGUUCUAUUGAAUAGAGGACGAUAAUAAUAUUGGAAAAAGAAAUCUUUAUUAUACAUUCUAACUAUAUACGGUUUAUGUACAUAUACAUAGAAAAAUAGAAGUUAGUAUGAAAAAACCAAUAGUUUAAUAACUUUCAAAAUUGUGAAUAUAUAAUUUGGCACUUUUAUUAAAAAGUGCAUUAUUGAUUUGCGUUUUUACAUGGUGCAUAAUGGUUUAAAAUAUCAAAAUAAAGUGGUUUUGGCGGGGGUGAUAAAUAGAAAGUGUCGAGGUAUUUGAAAGGGAAGGCCAUUUAAAUAACAUUUUAUCCUAUAAAAAUCAACAAAAAAAAAAAAAUUCUCAAAAGUGUUACACACACCUAUUAUAGUACUGCGUGAUUUUCUAAUGGAGAUUCUGGCGUUUGUAAUGUGCUAAAAAUAAUCAGUGGCGUGCAUUUUCGGAAUAAGUCAUGCCAAGAGAAAAGGAGGUUUAGGUCGACUUUAAAACCCUGGAAUAUACCAUGGAGCAUUUCUUUAACUGGAUUCGAAAUAGCCGACAAUCUAUUCAAAAUUAUAGCAAUGAUACUUCAACACAAAGGAUUUCGACA
Molecule: messenger RNA, 6315 nt
Organism: Leptopilina boulardi
Lineage: Eukaryota; Metazoa; Arthropoda; Insecta; Hymenoptera; Figitidae
Product: integrin beta-PS-like
Exons: 10
Coding region: 255-2693 (812 amino acids)
Biological process (GO): cell migration; integrin-mediated signaling pathway; cell-matrix adhesion
Cellular component (GO): cell surface; focal adhesion; integrin complex
Molecular function (GO): integrin binding
Source: RefSeq, a predicted model, not a curated record